GAUCUUAAUUAUAACCGUGACAGUUAAAUACCGACUUUGACAUUGUUAUAAGUCGGAACGUAAGAACGUACACAUACUUAGUUACGCCGAAACUUGUUUGGAUAUUACAAUCCUUUAAAAAUAAAUAUUGCAAAGGAAAAUAUGGAUAUUUACUGAAAAAAGAAUAAGAAGUCAACACGUAUUGGAUUGUCGAAGACAUACAAUAAUUAAAUUACUAUUUUUCAAUUGGAAUUACUAAACAAAAGAAAACUCCGUAAAUAUGAGCGGAGGAAUGGUUGGGAGUUACAUGUUGGCCACUCGAAAGAGUGCCUACCACGAUAACUGUGUCCCUGCUGACAGAAGAGACCAGGCCACACAAGUAUCAGCAGACAAGAAAAGACAAGAGGGAGAUUAUGUGCAGUGUGAUGCCGUCAAACAAGAUACAAUCUGGAAAGAAUCGGUCACCGGAGAAAAGAGAUGUCUUAAAAACUGGUCAAGUGACUGGGGAUUCUUAACAGAUUUUGAUUCAAAGGGUGAUGGCAUUACAAUGGGUAACCAAAUAGAAAGAGAUCCAUUACCAGAAAAAGCCAGUAUAUUUUCUUCAGAUAUGCCAAACACAAACUCAGGAAACUAUGGAUCAAGGGUCAACACGGAUGUAGGCAGACAGAUGCAAAAUCUAGAAUACAAAUUUUACGCCGAAAAGCGAAGGCGGAAGCUAGGAAACGAUUUAGUAUGCUACUAAAGUUAGACAUUGUUCAUGCUACAGUUAUUUGUUUUUGUAUCAUUUUAUUUUUGUUUAUUUGAAAAGAAAAUCAGGGUCAUUAAAUAUAAAAAUGGAUUGAACUGACCUGACAAAAGGAUCUUUUAGAAAAGGACAAUUUUCAUAAUAUAUUUUUCAAAAGAUAGACUUGUGUAAUUAAGAAUAGGAAUCUGAAUAUAACCAGUUAAACAGACAUGGAUUGACAUUACUAUUUGAAGCUGUUAGUCAGUGUACAGGGUUUGAAUAUCUUGAAAUAUUUUUAAAAAAAGUCGAAGUGUUCAUGUUUUUAUUUUUAAUGAAAACAAUGAUAUAUUUUUUUUACUUUUGUUUAAAACAAAUCCUGGUUGAUCUAUUAAGUUUCUUGGUGAUUCUUUACGUAAUAUUUUGUGAUUCAAACCUGGAGGGGAAAAGAUAUCCUUUCAUUUUUAAGGGAAGUAACACCCAACACCAUUUAAUGAAACAGAAUUAUCUCCCUUAGUAAUAUGUUGUGAUUCAAACCCUGGAGGAAAAAAAUAUCCUUUCAUUCAAGAUUAUAGGGAAGUAACACCCCAAGCCCAUUUAAUGAAAUUGUCAUCGAAAUUAAAUUAUCUGCCUGAGUAAGUUCAUACUGUGAAGUUAUUAAAAAAUCCAUAUAUAUAUUUAUAUAUGAUUAUUUUAACUUCUCUUUAAUUUACACAAUAUUAUUUUCAUGCAAACAAACAUUGUCAGGUUUUAAAAUCUUAAAAGUGCCAAGUGUAAUAAUGUAUCAUUGAAUUUAACAGAAUACAACAUUGUUCAUAUCUUAUACGUUUUGUUUUUAAUAUUCUAAGAUAACCAUUUUUUUUAUUUAAUUAUUGUAAAAAGAACUCCCAUCUCAUCAUGCUCAUAGAUUUUCAAAUAUUUUGCAUUAAAUGUCAUAGGUGUCAACUUAUGACUAAAAAUGAGAUCUUUCUUGCAGGGAAAUUACUUUAGAUUAGGUUUUGCGGAAAAUUUUCUAUCUAACAAUAUUUUCUUAGAAAUUUUAUUUGACUUUUUUGCAGUUAUUUCAUUAAAAUUAUUUACAAUCAAUGUUCUCAUGAAACCAAUUAUUUAUGAUAUCCAAAAUAGAAAAAAAAGAAAUAUGGAAAGUUGACACCUAUUGAAAUAUAAAUUGAAAAGAAUUUAUUAGACUGAUUUUUGGUUGCAAAAUUUACAAAGAAGAAUUUGAAGCCAUAGAUUGUGUGAUUAUCCUCCAUCCUAUGUGAAUGUAAUGUGUGGUUAUCCUCCAUCCUAUAACACAACAAAGGCUCUUAAUCAUAUUGACUAACCAUAAGUUUCCGUCCAAUAGAGUAUGUCUCCUUGUAUAUCCACAUUAUGUCCUUGUUGUCUAUGCAGAACAGAACAAAGUUCUGAAUAUUUAAAUGAUUAAAUUAAGAUUCCGUCCAAUAGAGUGUGUCUCUUUAUAUAUUUUUAUUAUGUCCUUCUUGUCUUUGCAGCAAAAGUUCUGAAUUAAAAUGACUUAAUUAAGAUUCCGUCCAAUAGAGUAUGUCUCCUUAUUUAUAUAUUAUGUCCUUGUUGUCUAUACGUAAACUCAGCAGUAUUUUCUAUAUUAGACCAAAGUUAUGAAUAGUGCCUCUGUGUGAAACUCAAGCUUUAUAGUAAAACAGCUUACAGUACAAGUAUUACAGUACAUAUCAAAAUUCUUAUAAUUGUACCUUAAUUCACUUUUCCCUAGACAAAGUUUAUACUGCGAAAUUGAAAGUAUUCUUAAUAGAGUUAUUUUGCUAUUUUCACAGUCAGGUUUUUUUGCAACACCAUAGCCAUUUGUGAUAAAAAAAAAAAAAAAAUCGAAUUUUACAUGUACGUAAAAAAUACAAAAAAACAAACAAUUGAAAAUACAUAUUUGAAUCCACCUACAUAUUAUUGUUAUCAAUAUAUUAAAAAGUCUGCUAAAAUGGACGUAUGUACAGUAGUUUUAAUUCACAUUUAUGUACGUAAAAGUUUCCAAUUGCGAAGUUUAAGGAUGUACUUAGGUGAGGUUUAGGAAUUUUUGUCAGAUGUUCAGACUCCUUGGUUUUUUUCUACGAUGCAGGGUAAAAUAUUUUGCCCCAUAACACCCAUUUUUCUUUUCAUCUAAGACCUCAAUAGCUCAUAAAAGGUCAUUUACCAAAAUUUAAGCAGAUUCUAGCUUUCUUUUCUUUCGAUUUGAGACCCAAAUAAUAUCAAUGCAAAUAUAAGGUAAAAGUAAGAGUCAGCCUUUUCACGCCAUUUUUUAAAACUCACAUAUCUCGAAAAGGAGCUCCAUAACCUAUCAAUAUUUUUAGCUUAUUUUGUUCCGUAACUAAUGCUCUCCCGACUUAUAGUAUCAAUUUUAAAUUCUAGAUUUUUUUUUAUUUCACCUAAGUACAUCCUUAAGAGAAACAUUCUGUGAUCAUGAUUUACACUGUUAUAGUUUUUAUUAUAUUUGUUGUAGAAAUCUCUGUCACUUAUUAACUUUUACAGAUAUAUUAAUAUAUUAAAAUCUUUUUAAUACA
Molecule: messenger RNA, 3231 nt
Organism: Mytilus californianus (California mussel)
Lineage: Eukaryota; Metazoa; Mollusca; Bivalvia; Mytilida; Mytilidae
Exons: 5
Coding region: 260-721 (153 amino acids)
Source: RefSeq, a predicted model, not a curated record